This is a messenger RNA of Cylicocyclus nassatus, 753 nucleotides long. The record is from the annotation of a GenBank genome assembly. Lineage: Eukaryota; Metazoa; Nematoda; Chromadorea; Rhabditida; Strongylidae.
AUGUCGGCCGUCGUUCCCCACCUCCGGUCCCUGCGCACGCAUCUGGCCCGCCUGCGCGCGGCGUCGCCCGGCGUGCUGUCGUCGAGCGUGCUGUCGUCGAACCUGCUGCUGUGGCUGCAGCCGCACCGGCUCAGCGUAGCCACAAGCUCAAGGCAACCCUCUGGCGCACAGGCCGCACGCAAUCAGGCCAGUUACCAGCGCGGCAGCGACCUGGCCGCCAGCCUGGCCACGCGCGUGGCCGAAGCCCGGCGCCUGCAGACCCAGUAUGCCCGCAGUUUCGAUGAUGCUGACCGCAACCAGUUGCUGGCCACACAGAAGGCACUGCAGGCCGACCUGCAGGCGCUGCGCGCGAUACCGAUGGAUGCCGGGCGGCGCAAGGCGCUGCAGGUGCUGACCGAAGCCGCGGACGCGUUCUCUCAGGGCGUCGCGGCCCUGUUCGAACGGGUCGACGAGAUGGGCCGGGGUGAUGCCGGCCUUGCCGCGCAGCUGCAGCAGGCCGCCGACACCCUGCAGGCGCAGGUCGAUGCGCUGCAGCGCCCCUUGCUGGCGCUGUCCCUGCAGAAGAUGCGCCGACAGGAAGCAUUGCUGCUGCUCGACGGUGACUCUGCCCAUGCCGACCGUGCCAGCGAAGAGAAGCUGCCGUUCGACCUCGCGCUGGCCGGCCUGUCCACCGAUGUGCAGGAUGCCCUGCGCAGCGGCAUGGAGGCCUAUCAGGUCGCCUUGCUGGUUACACCGCCGCCCGCGUCGGCCUGA